Messenger RNA from Fusarium redolens, 858 nucleotides. RefSeq lists its product as uncharacterized. Lineage: Eukaryota; Fungi; Ascomycota; Sordariomycetes; Hypocreales; Nectriaceae. The transcript has a single exon. The record is from RefSeq and is a predicted model, not a curated record. The coding region runs from base 1 to 858 and encodes 285 amino acids.
AUGGCUCCCAUCAAGAAACUCGUCUGGGCUCUUUUCGUCGCUGCUGAUCUCGCAGCUGCCCACAGCGUCAUUACCAAUGCAGUUGGGGACGCUGGCGGCUCUGGGAUGGCCCUCGGUGUUGACACCUCCACUCCUCGCGAUGGCACCAGACGCCGGCCCUUCCAAACUGAUGCUACCCGCUUCCGUGGUGAUGCUGCUGACACUGUUGGCGAGACACUCGCUGGUGGUGACAACCAGAUUGAGCAGGGCACCCUCGACAUCAUGGAAGAGACUGGCAGUCAGCUUCCUCAAGUCAACCCUGGUGGCAGCCUUGAGAUGACCGUCCACCAGGUCAAUUCUGACGGUGCUGGACCCUAUACUUGUAUGAUCAACUCCGAUGGUACUGGCACCUCAUGGGACAACAUCCAAGUGACUACCAACGUUGAAGGCAACGAUCGCGGCCGCAACCGCGAUGGCGAGAUGGGUGACUUUCCUCUUGUUGCUUCUAUCCCUGCAGGACAGAAUUGCACUGGCUCCGUCGCUGGUGAGGAAAAUGUUUGCCUUGUUCGUUGCCAGAACCCGGCACGGGCUGGUCCUUUCGGUGGUGUUAUUCCAGUUCAAAUGGCCCAGGCUACCGGCAACAACGGCAACAACGGUAAUAACAACACUGGCAAUGCAGACAACACUGGCAAUGCAGACAACACUGGCAAUGCAGACAACACUGGCAAUGCAGACAACACUGGCAAUGCAGACAACACUGGCGGCGCGGGCAACGGUAACGGCAACGGCGAUGAGGAUGAUGAGGAAGAUACCCAGGACCAGAGCGAUAAUAACACCAACAACCGCAACAACCGCCGCGCUACCCACUUCUCUGCAUAA